Messenger RNA from Saccostrea echinata, 4380 nucleotides. RefSeq lists its product as uncharacterized. NCBI's taxonomy places the organism in Eukaryota, Metazoa, Mollusca, Bivalvia, Ostreida, Ostreidae. Gene Ontology annotation, molecular function: zinc ion binding; nucleic acid binding. The coding region runs from base 1 to 4380 and encodes 1459 amino acids. Gene Ontology annotation, biological process: DNA integration. The transcript has a single exon. The record is from RefSeq and is a predicted model, not a curated record.
AUGUCUACCAUCAAGGAGAUGAAGGAGCUCUUGGAAAUUGGGACGCAGAUGGGACUCAAGGAUGCAGAACUUCAACAGUUUGUGAAUAAUGAACAAGCAAGACUCCGAGAUGAACGUGAAAAAGAUCGUGCAGAACGCAUGGCUAAACAAGAACGUGACUUUCAACUAGAAUUGGAGAUCAAGAGAGAGCAAAACGCUGAGGCUGAACAUAAAAGAAAAAUAGAAGAGAUGGAAAUAGAUCACAAAUUUCAAGUGUUGGCAGCAGAAAGAUCACAGAAAGUUCUUGAGUCUACAGCCCUGCAUCACCCUGAAACCCAACAACCUGUUAGAGGACCAAAACUACCAGCAUUUGAUGAGGCAAAAGACAACAUCGACGCAUAUAUACAACGCUUUGAAAGAUACGCUAUCUCACAGAAAUGGCAAAGAACAAACUGGGGAGCUCACUUGAGUGCACUUCUAAAAGGAAAAGCGUUGGACGUGUUCGCUAGAUUACCACCAGAUAGUGCAUUGGACUUUGAUGAACUUAAAAAAGCACUGAUGAAACGUUUCGACAUGACUGAGGAUGGAUUCAGAAAGAAAUUCAGAUCUUCAAAACCCGAUGGGAGUGAAACCUUUCUUCAGUUUUCAACAAGAAUCGAAAGUUAUCUGGAGAGGUGGAUGGAAUUAGCGAAAACAAAUAAGACGUAUGAAGGAUUCAAAGACUUGAUGUUGCGGGAACAAUUUAUUUUGUGUUGUAACAAAGAACUUUCCUUAUUCUUGAAAGAACGAAUUCCUCCUUCUAUUCAGGAUAUGGCCAGAUAUGCUGAUCAGUUUGUUGAGGCAAGAGCAACUAGUUCAUCAGCUGUUACCCAGAGACCUAUCUUCGAAAAGAAAGUUUCCAUAGGAAAGCAAUUCUCCUUUCCAAGCACUAGUGACAGUAGCAAACCCAGUGGUGGAGUCAAGUGUUUUAAUUGUGACAAAUACGGACACAAGCAGUUUGAUUGCCCCUUAAGGAAAUCUUCCGCAACCAAGACAGCAAACACUCUGGAAAAAUCUGACAGACCACAAAAACCAUCCCGCUAUAGUGAGCAACAACAGAGCUUCAACAGAUCUGGACGUCGCUUUUCACAGGGGAAAGAACAUGAUUCUUCUUUUGUUGGUGCCCAUAAACCAUGGCUACAAAGUGACAUUAGUGACAUUGAUUCCGUUUCUAAUGGUGUGAUGCCAGUGGUGAAAGGAUGUGUUGGAGACAGACUUGUGACAGUGUUAAGAGAUACCGGAUGUCGUGGUGCGGUGAUUCGGAAAAGCUUGGUUACUUCAAACCAAAUGACUGGAAAAACUCACAAAUGCAUGCUGGCUGACGGAAGUAUAAUAGAUGCAGAUGUUGCGAUAGUUGAAGUUGACACACCAUAUUUUACUGGAACAAUUGAAGUAUCGUGCUUUGAAACACCAAUGUUUGAUCUGAUUCUUGGAAAUUUUGAUGGCGUUCGGAAACCAGACAACCCGGAUAUUCACUGGAUGAAAUCAACUAAACCUUCAUUUGCUGUUGAGACACUCAGCCAACUAAAGAAAAAGCAGUUACCUUAUAAACCAUUGAGGGUUCCUGAAACUCUACAAGAUGUAUCACGGGAUGAGAUGUUAAGUGAACAGAUGAGGGAUGAUUCAUUAAGCAAGAGUUGGGACUUUGCUAAACAAGAGACAGUAAAGGAGCUUGGUGAUGGAGGUUCAACUCGGAUGUAUAUACGGAAGCAAUUACUCUACAGAGAAUUCAGUAGUCCAAAAGUGUCAAAUGGAAAGACUUAUCGACAGCUUAUGGUUCCGAAAAAGUACAGAUCACUGGUUAUGAAGAUGGCUCAUGAAUGUCUUAUGGCAGGCCACUUGGGUGUUAAGAAGACCACAGACAGAAUACUAGCAGAAUUCUUUUGGCCAGGAGUACAAGCAGACGUCAGGCGAUUUUGUCGUUCAUGUGACGUGUGCCAACGAACAAUACCUAAGGGAAAAGUACCUGCAGUUCCUCUUGGACAAAUGCCCAUGAUAUCAGAACCAUUUCAACGCAUUGCUGUGGAUAUUGUUGGUCCACUCCAGCCAAUCACAGACAGAGGAAAUAGAUAUAUCCUCACUAUUAUAGACUAUGCGACCAGGUAUCCAGAAGCUGUGGCACUGCAAGGAAUUGAAACUGAACGAGUUGCAGAAGCGCUUGUAGACGUUUUCAGUAGAGUUGGUAUUCCAUCUGAAAUGCUUACAGACCAGGGUUCACAGUUUACAUCUGAAGUUAUGAAAGAAGUUAGCCGAUUGCUGUCACUCAAACGCCUAACUACAACGCCGUAUCAUCCGAUGUGCAACGGCCUUGUUGAAAAAUUCAACGGCACGUUGAAGCAGAUGCUCAAGCGCAUGUGUGCUGAACGCCCUAAAGACUGGGACAAGUACCUCAACGCACUACUCUUUGCUUAUCGUGAGAUACCUCAAGAGAGCCUUGGAUUUUCACCCUUUGAGCUUCUAUAUGGUCGAUCAGUGCGUGGCCCAAUGAUGAUACUGAAGGAACUAUGGACCAAGGACAUACCAGACAAAGAGGUGAAGACUACAUACCAAUAUAUUCUAGAUUUAAAGGAAAAACUUGAAGAGACUUGCAAGAUUGCUCAUCAACAAUUGGAAAAAGCAAGGAAGCACCAGAGAAAACAUUAUAACAAGAGAACAAUUGAUCGAAGGAUGAAAGUUGGUGACUUAGUACUUGUUCUUCUUCCUACAAAGUCAAAUAAACUUCUGAUGCAAUGGCGAGGACCUUACAAAGUUGUACAGAAAGUUGGCGAUAUGGAUUACAAAGUUGAGAUGCAUGGUAAACUAAAGACACUUCACGCCAAUUUGUUGAAAAAGUACAUUCCUCGUGAGGAAAUACGCUGUGGGGUUCUAACAACUUGCGCCAUAUCACUAAUUGACUUCAGCGAAGAGGGAACACCGGAUGAGCAGAAUUUAAUGAUGCUACCAACAGAUACUCAGACAGAAACAGUGUCAGAUGUACGUUUCAAUGAAGGACUGGAUGCGAAUAAGCUAGAAUCGGUGAAAUGUUUGUGUGAGUCGUAUGCUGAUGUUCUCACUGACGUUCCAGGAAUGACUACACUAGUGAAACAUAAGAUUGAACUGACAUCAUCAGAUCCUAUACGGGUGAAGCAGUAUCCUAUUCCUUUCAAUACCGAGAGUGUCAUAAAGGAAGAAGUGGAGAAGAUGUUACAGUUGAAUGUAAUAGAACCAUCUGUUUCACCAUAUUCAUCACCGGUAGUCAUAGCCAGGAAAAAGGACGGAACAAACAGAUUCUGCAUAGACUUUCGAAGACUAAACUCUGUUACUGUUUUCGACGCUGAGCCUAUGCCGAACACAGAAAGUAUAUUUUCAAAGAUGGCAGGGAAGAAGUACGUCUCAAAAUUGGAUUUGAGUAAAGGAUACUGGCAAGUUCCUAUGGAAGAUGAAAGUAAAGCUCUCACAGCCUUCUCAACACCGUCUGGUUUGUAUCAAUUUCGUACUAUGCCAUUCGGGUUAGUUAAUGCCCCGGCGACGUUUAGCCGACUCAUGAGGAAACUUUUACAGGGCAUGGUCGGUGUUGAUAACUUCAUAGACGAUAUAAUCGUAUACACAGAUACGUGGGAAGAACAUCUAAUGACAUUGAGAGAGUUAUUUACCAGACUUAGGAAAGCAGGACUUACAGCACGACCGUCUAAGUGUUUCAUAGGAUAUGAUCAGAUCGACUGCUUAGGACACGUAGUAGGUGACCAGAGACUGAAACCAGAGUCAAACAAGAUAGAGGCUAUUCGAAGUGCACCAGUACCCAUGACAAAGAAGCAGGUUAGAUCGUUCUUGGGAUUGGCAGGAUUCUACAGAAAAUUCAUACCGAACUUUUCAGCCAUUGCCGCUCCAUUAUCAGAUUUAACAAAGAAAGGUCAGCCUAACAAAGUAGUUUGGACAGAUAAUCAACAACGUGCAUUCGAUACGCUGAAACAGAUGUUGUGCUCAGAGCCAAUUCUGAAGCUUCCAGACUUCAGUGAAGUAUUCAUUUUACGAACAGAUGCUGCUGAUGACGGGUUAGGAGCAGUUCUUUUGCAGGAGGAACAUGGAGAAAAGCUUCCAGUGGCUUACGCAAGCAGAAAAUUGCAGCCCAGAGAGAAGUCAUACGCUGUUGUAGAGAAGGAAUGCUUAGCAGUAGUAUGGGGAAUUCAGAAGUUCCAUCAAUAUCUAUAUGGACGUGAGUUUGUAUUGGAAACCGACCAUCAGCCAUUAACAUACCUUAACAAGUCCAAAACAGAGAAUUCGAGGUUAAUGCGCUGGGCUCUACAAUUACAACCUUAUCGGUUCCGGAUAGAAGCUAUAAAGGGAAGCCAAAACGUAGGUGCCGAUUACCUUAGUCGCCAAUAA